CGGGCCCGCGGGCUGCGGCGGCUCUGGGUUUGGCGCUGGCGGAGGCGCCAUGGAGGCGGACGCGGGGCCGGUGCCGAUGCCGGAGCCGGCGCCGAGCUCAGAGCAGGGCCCGGACCCCGAGGAGGUCGCGCGGGCCGAGUUCGCGGCGCUGCACGGCCCGGCGCUGCGCGCGUCGGGGGUCCCCGAGCGGUACUGGGGCCGCCUCCUGCACAAGCUGGAGCACGAGGUGUUCGACGCGGGGGAGAUGUUCGGGAUCAUGCAGGUGGAGGAGGUGGAGGAGGAGAGUGAGGACGAGGCCGCGCGGGAAGCGCACAAGAAGAAGCCCAACCCGGGCAGCGAGCUCUGCUACAAGGUCAUCGUGACCAACGAGAACGGGCUCCAGGCGGCCGACCCCAACAGCAUCUUCCUCAUCGACCACGCCUGGACGUGCCGCGUGCAGCACGCCCGCCAGCAGCUGCAGCAGAUCCCGGGGCUGCUGCACCGCAUGGCCAACCUGAUGGGCGUCGAGUUCCACGGGGAGCUGCCCAGCGCCGAGGCCGUGGACCAGGUGCUGGAGGAGAUGUGGAAGUUCAACCAGACCUACCAGCUGUCCCACGGGACGGCCGAGGAGAAGGUGCCGGUGUGGUACGUCAUGGACGAGUUCGGCUCGCGCAUCCAGCACGCGGACGUGCCCAGCUUCGCCACGGCGCCCUUCUUCUACACGCCCCAGCAGGUGGCCUACACGCUGCUGUGGCCCCUGCGGGACCUGGACACGGGCGAGGAGGUGACUCGGGACUUUGCCUACGGAGAGACGGACCCGCUGGUCCGGAGGUGCAUGCUGCUGCCCUGGGCGCCCUCCGACCUGCUGGACGUCAGCGCCCGCACGCCCGAGCCGCCCGCCGAGUACUACCAGGCCAUUUUGGAGGAGAACAAGGAGAAGCUGCCACUGGCCAUCGAUCCGGCGGUGCGUCCCAGCGGCCACAUCUUCAAGGUCCACACGGACGUGCAGCAGGUGCUCGGCCACCUCACGCACCCCCGCUUCACCUUCACGCAGAGCGAGGCGGACGCCGACGUCCUCUACAACUUCUCACACUUCAAGGACUACAGGCGGCUCAGCCAGGAGAGGCCGCACGUGCUGCUGAACCAGUUCCCCUGCGAGAGCCUGCUGACCGUGAAGGACUGCCUGGCCUCCAUCGCACGCCGGGCGGGGGGCCCCGACGGCCCGGCCUGGCUGCCCCGCACCUUCAACCUGCGCACCGAGCUGCCCCAGUUCGUCAGCUGCUUCCAGCAGCGGGAGAGGCGGGGCGAGGACAACCACUGGAUCUGCAAGCCCUGGAACCUGGCUCGCAGCCUGGACACCCACAUCACCAGGAGCCUCCACAGCGUCAUCCGGCACCGCGAGAGCAGCCCCAAGGUGGUGUGCAAGUACAUUGAGAGCCCUGUCUUGUUCCUGCGAGAAGACGUGGGGAGGGUCAAGUUCGACGUCCGCUACAUCGUGCUGCUGCGCUCGGUCAAGCCCCUCCGGUUGUUCGUGUACGACGUGUUCUGGCUGCGCUUCUCCAACCGGCCCUUCGCCCUCACCGACCUGGACGACUACGAGAAACAUUUCACUGUCAUGAACUACGACCCGGAAGUGGUGCUGAAGCAGGUGCACUACGACGAGUUCAUCCCUGAAUUUGAGAAGCAGUACCCAGAGUUCCCCUGGAGGAGCGUCCAGGCUGAGAUCUUCCGGGCCUUCACGGAGCUGUUCCAGGCGGCGUGUGCUGAGCCGCCACCCCGGGGCCUCUGCCACUACCCCUCGUCCCGGGCCGUGUACGCCGUCGACCUCAUGCUGAAGUGGGACAGCCGUCCAGACGGGCAGCGAGCGAUGCAGCCCCAGAUCCUGGAGGUGAACUUCAACCCGGACUGCGAGCGCGCCUGCCGGUACCACCCCACCUUCUUCAACGACGUCUUCAGCACCUUGUUCCUGGACGAGCCCGACGGCUGCCCCGUCACCCGCCUGGUGUAGGCGCCGGCCCCGGGCUCUGAGCCGCUGCUGCAGAGUCCCCUCCUCCCGGGCCGGGCCGCCAGGUCCCGCUCCCACCCGGGGCGCAGGGCCUCCCUGAGGCCGGAGCAGGCCGUCACCCCGUCCCGGCCGCGUGCCCGCGCUGUGUGCACCCCCCACCGCCUGUGCGGUGUUGCUCAGCCCCAGCUUCAUCGCCGAGUUCGGGUCCUGGCGUCCAUAUUUCCCGGGGCGUUAGCGAGAGGGGCUCUGGGGAGUGUGACGAGGUGUCCCCAGAAACAAGGUCCCCAGGAACGCCUGUGGGAGCCCAAACGUCAGCAGGGCCAGCGGCUCUUGUCCAGUCUGUUGAGGCGUCGUGGCUCCCCCAGAGCGGGGCCAGGCUCCCACCCUCCCCUCGGCCCGUGUGGCAGGCGUCCCCAGAACACCUCGGGGACCUGCUUGCCAGACCCAGCCUUCUCGCACCCCCAUUCUCCCCCCCCCCCCCCAACUCCCCAGAACCGUCACCAGCAAACCUGUGGCCCCAGGGCAGCUGCUGAUGCCUCGCCAUCCAGCAAGGGCAGCCGUCCUGCUCCCCGUGGCCCUGGCCUCCCUGGACGGCAGGGGUCGCCCUCUCUGAGGGUGGGUGGCGCUUGGGCGAGGGGACUUGGGGCGAGGGGACCGGCGUGGGCAGCAGAGCAACAGGCAGGGGGCGGCUUCGAGGGAUGAUUCCACCGAGAACUUCGCGUCAGAUACAUCCUCCACCAGAGUCCAGGGUCAGACGUCGGAUUAUUGUUACUCUUUCGUUUAUGGGAAGAAAAUAUAAAGUUCUCGUUCGU
Messenger RNA from Eptesicus fuscus (big brown bat), 2796 nucleotides. RefSeq names its product tubulin tyrosine ligase like 12 (gene TTLL12). The transcript has 14 exons. Gene Ontology annotation, biological process: protein modification process. The coding region runs from base 50 to 1987 and encodes 645 amino acids. NCBI's taxonomy places the organism in Eukaryota, Metazoa, Chordata, Mammalia, Chiroptera, Vespertilionidae. The record is from RefSeq and is a predicted model, not a curated record.